CCACUGGCUGAAAAGGAGGGAGGUCAAAAGUGUCUUGUGCUGGACAGGAGAAUUGGAUGGCGGGUAAACUAACCCUGACAGUUUUCCUGGGAUUUACCAUCUAUAUGAUGGGCAUAUUCCCAGCCACUUACUGUCCAGUCUUCUCUAAUGCCUUCAUACCACUGAAAAGCAAGAUCAAGAUUCGUAUAGCCACAAAUGAACAGCAAGAGCAAAACAGUCCAUCAGCAGGUAAAGACUGGGAGAAAAUGGAGGAAACAUUUGUGGCCUCAUCAACAGGGGAAGGAACGGAGGUGAUCGACAUGGUGCAGCACGAGGAUUCAGAGGGACUGAGGAAUUCAGCAGUGAAGGAUCUGGUGCUGGAUCUGGCUCUUGCUCUGAGCACUGGCAGCAUUGUGUUCUUUUUUUAAUGUGUUACAUAAAGCAUGAAAUAAUUGCUAUGAUAAUUGAUGAUAACAGUUUGAACAUCUA
Messenger RNA from Pezoporus flaviventris, 468 nucleotides. RefSeq names its product LLLL and CFNLAS motif containing 1 (gene SOFU1). The transcript has 2 exons. NCBI's taxonomy places the organism in Eukaryota, Metazoa, Chordata, Aves, Psittaciformes, Psittacidae. Gene Ontology annotation, biological process: fusion of sperm to egg plasma membrane involved in single fertilization. Bases 57 to 407 code for a protein of 116 amino acids. The record is from RefSeq and is a predicted model, not a curated record.